Messenger RNA from Penicillium canescens, 1647 nucleotides. RefSeq lists its product as uncharacterized. The transcript has a single exon. The record is from RefSeq and is a predicted model, not a curated record. Bases 1 to 1647 code for a protein of 548 amino acids. Lineage: Eukaryota; Fungi; Ascomycota; Eurotiomycetes; Eurotiales; Aspergillaceae.
AUGCCACCAGACACACACAUCGACGACCUUCCCGAACGCAAGACGAACGAAGAAACAAGCGCAACCCUCUCAGCCGAACUAAAAGCAAGCUGUUUCAAUCUCCUCUCCGAAAUAGACACCUACCAAUCCCUCCUGGCAUCAACACUACGCAAUCCACAGCUCGUGGAAGCGCGCCAGUUCAGAUCAAAUGUCAAUUCCGAAUUGAAGAUGCUCGAUAAAUUGGAGAGACAGAUGAAAAGUGCUACCAUUACUAGUGCUAGCGGUGAUAUGCAAGGAGAGGAAGGAGCCGAGCUCGAUUUCGAAGUAGAGAAGCGGUUAUUGCAUGCGCUGCGCUCAUCAAAUCUACCGUUUUAUCAAUCUGUUUGGGAUAUAGCCAAGGGGUCGUGUUCUGGUUUGACUGCGCUUGGGAAGCGGUUUUAUUGGGAGGAGAAGGGGCAUUCUAAAGCUCGGGAGACGACUGCAGAGAAGAAUGAUGGUGUCGGGCAAGGCGAGAAGCAGCCCAAUAAGGAUAAGCGCAAUAGUGUGUUUGUGGAUAUUGUUUCUGAUGAUGGGGCCGAAUGGGUGAAAGUGUCUACGGUCACGCAGGAUCGGCUUUUGUUUGAGAUGGCGAAGAAUUGUUGGGAGUGGGAGAAUGAUUCGGAGGAUGAGAUGGAGGGGGAGGAUACUAUGGAACAUGUGAAGGUCGAGGGUCGGAUGCUUCCGAUGACUCGGAGAACGCGCAACAUGUAUGGAGAUGACGGAGAUGAUAAGCUGGAACUUAUUCGGUUGGCGGUGGAUCUACGGAAGGCGGCUGAUUCUACACUGGUUGGGUAUAAACAUCCUCGCAUUCGCGUUGUUUUGCCCAGGAUCGAACAGGGGAAUAUUGAUGAGAUUGAUGAUAUUAUUGAGGAGAUGCGGAGUUGGGGUAUGGAUGUUGAUUGCAAGAAAAGUCUGCAGCUAACGACUCACUCUGGGUUGGAGCAUCUUCUUCCUCAUCCGUUCAAGAAGUUUACUUCUACCCUGAAUGUCGAUUGCACUCUCCUCCUUGCCAUGGUAUCUGACUUGUCGCACUUCAAAGACAUUCCGCCGGAGCCCCAUUUUCACCGAGCAAUCCUUCGACAAAUUGAGGUUGAAAAGCAAAAGCCACUGCUUCCAACGGAGCUCUGGCCCGCUAUGGGUGAUCAUAAGCUUGUUUGCACAAAAGAAGCUGCUGGGCGGAUGCGAGAAAUUGUUGAAACCAUUGGCACUGAAACAGAGAAAGCCCGCACUCAGAUCAUGAUGGGUGAUCCCCCAUAUGGGCAACUUGAUCACACUGCUAUGCUUCAAAGGUUCCAGGAACUUUCAGAUUAUGAGGUUCCCACAGAGUGGAAACUUCCCAUCAGUCUAGUUGAUGUCCAACCAACCUUUGGUUCAACUCACAAACAUGGCAACAUUCCUCCAGUGGAUCAGGAACUUGCAAACGAGCUGUCGGAUAUCAAUUACAGUGUGUUCAUGUAUGGCUGGUUCAACAAUUUGACGACAAUUUCCAGCAAUCGGACCAUCAACAAACAAAUCGAAUCCACGGUCGAAAAGCACAGGAAUGGGGAUCCUUCUUUGGAAGGCCCCAAAGUAUGGAUCUGUGACACAGCACGGAGUUUGGUGGGCAAAGACAAAGAUCGAAAAGCAUAG